Messenger RNA from Penicillium soppii, 3471 nucleotides. RefSeq lists its product as uncharacterized. Gene Ontology annotation, biological process: double-strand break repair via homologous recombination. Gene Ontology annotation, molecular function: 3'-5' DNA helicase activity; nucleic acid binding; four-way junction helicase activity. The record is from RefSeq and is a predicted model, not a curated record. Gene Ontology annotation, cellular component: chromosome; cytoplasm. NCBI's taxonomy places the organism in Eukaryota, Fungi, Ascomycota, Eurotiomycetes, Eurotiales, Aspergillaceae. The transcript has 2 exons. The coding region runs from base 1 to 3471 and encodes 1156 amino acids.
AUGGAACAUCAGCUUUUUCACCAGCCAUCAACCACGCCCGUGAUUGUAUGUAAGCUAUGUGAAUAUGGUGUUCGACCAAAAGAGGUUUCUCGCCACCUCCAAUCUGCUAAUCAUCGGAUGCCGAAGCCGAAAGCGCGCCAAAUUGCCGAGGCAGUUCAACAAUGGGAGCGUACGGCAGAAUGUGAUGAAUGGCAGCCACCCUUAGUGGUGAAUCAGCCCGUUGCUAAUUUGCCUGUUUAUUCAGAUGGCAUUUUAUGCGAGCAAGGCCCGAUGUGCCAGUUCGUUGCCCGGUCAAUUAGCACUAUGCGUGUUCACUGGCGUGAUCAUCAUAGCUGGGUAGCUCCUACAAACCGGGGCGGUCGUCGGCGGCAGCAUACUUCAUCAGCUGCGGAGCAACAAAUCCAACAAUUCACUCGAAUCGUCCGAUGCCAACGUGCGUUUAAUCACGGGCUAGGGUCCCAUUACAUCCGCGUUCAAACCCUCGGAGCCGAGGCCAUUCCCGAGGCCGAUUCGCUAGCAAUAUCUGAUCAUAAUAGUCAGGUGAUUGAUCAGAUGGAAAGAGCAUAUGCCGAAAGAGAAGAGCUCCCCCAGGUGAUCGUGGCCAGCCAGCGAGACGAGACGAAUCCAUGGCUUCGGAGGACCCAGUGGGCCGUCUAUCUCCAGGGGAUCAACCCGCACGACCUAGUGGACUGUGUCCGAGCCCCCGAUCCCGAAGCGCCCGAUCAGACCGAGCAGGCCGCCUAUACAAUUUGGAAUUCAAUGGCCACUGUAGCUCGCAUCAGCCAGUUGAUCUGCACCAAAACGAGCCACACCAUUCGGUGCGAGGCUGUUCGGACUGAGCGGGAUCGCCUGCCACAUCAACCACUACAAGCAUAUAUGGAUGGUGAUAAUGUUAAGCGACACACGAUCCCGUGGCAGCAGAUUCUCAUGUUUUUCACGCGCACGCAGGCCCCACAUGAUUGGGCUAGCCCCCACUACAGGUUUUCCAAACGCCAGCGAGCGACAUGGGCCACAUUAUGGAGACUAGCCCAGGCAGAGCUUAGUGCCUCACCCAUCGUAGGCCAGGGCAGAGCAGGCCAUUCCAACGCCGGCCAGGGCAGGGCAGGCCAUUCCAACACAGGCCUUUCCAACACAGGCCAUCCCAACACAGGCCAGGGCAGGGCAGGCCUUUCCAACACAGGCCAGGGCAUGGCAGGCCAUUCCAACGCCGGCCAGGGCAGUGAAGAUCUAGACCAGGGCAGUGAAGACCUGAGCAGUUCGGACCAAAGCAGUGUGCAAUCGGGAAGUGAUUCCGAGGAACAACAGGACCAAGUCACUAGCGAAUCACCCUUUCAGCUCACACCCCUCGACUCCGCCUGUCUGGAUUUUUGCAUUGAGCUAUUGAACCACCGAACUAAGGUCGAGGACUAUGAGAGCGCGCUCAUCUGCGCUAGCGCGGUGCUUGGACGUGGAGAGGCAGGCUGGGGCACUGCCCAGAGCUAUCCCCCAAUCUUGUCAAAAGUGAUUAAGAUUGCCCGGUUUAUGGUGGUCCACAAAGCAUUAAAGCUAGACCCAACGGCCGAGAAGAUGAUCCACCAACUAGCUACGCAUCAGAUGGCUGGCGAAUGGGAUACGGAAAGUCCGUUAGAUUCACCUGAUUUCACAUUUUUAACGCAAACAACGGACGAUUCGUUUUACAACUUUGAUAGUGGCCUAGAUCAGGGCACACCUCCGUCAUCGCACUUUAUUCAGUUCAGCCAGGGCCACACACAGGGCCACACACAGGGCCACAGCCAACGAUCAUUCCGGGAGUGGGUGACCGAGAUGGUCAGCCAGUUUAUGGUCCGCGGCACUAACAGUCCAAUGCAGUGGCUGUUAGAUCUCCGCACCUACGGCUUGAAGAUCUAUUUGAACAGCACCGCCACAGGCCAUGUUGGCUGGAUGAACCAGGACCAGCUGUUAUAUCAACAGUACAGUUUCACUAUGGGUGACUUCCGCGGCUUUACCCACGGCCUCGUAAGCUCCACACUCCAGAUACUACACGAAGAGCUCCUGUUUAGUCAGGCUAGCUCAGUUCCCACGAUCCCGUGGCAGGCUAUCUAUGAUGAUCCCACCGAGACCGCGCACGGGUGGAGCUUUCUAAAAGACACUCGCACGGUAUGGCCUGUGGCCGGUAGCGAAUGGAUGGUGAAUCGGGUCCGAAACGAGAGACCACUCCAGCAUCGUUUCAUCGAGUCUAGUGCCGGCCGGCUCCGAAUGUCGAAUGUGCACAGUUAUCUCCAACGGGUAGCCCAUUUCCGCGAGAAGCUAGCCAUUGCUGUCCACGUCAGCGGAGGCCAGCCUGCACGGGCACCAGAGCUGUUAAGCAUUCGGCACUACAAUACUGACAGCGGAGGCCACCGGAAUGUCUUUGUCGAAGAUGGUCUGGUAGCGUUUGUUACGCAGUACCACAAAGGGUUUUAUAGUACGAACGACGUGAAGGUUAUUCAUCGGUAUCUACCCCGGGAAGUCGGUGAGCUAGUGGUUUGGUAUCUAUGGCUAGUGCUGCCGUUUGUGGAGAGAUUGGAGGCGUACACACAGAAGGUGCGCGGGGAGGCAUCUGAUGCUGAGACGACCGGCCCCCGUCGACAGGCAUAUCUAUGGUCCCCUGACCCUGGCACCGGCCGACAGUGGUCUUCAGAGAGACUCAGAGAAGUUCUAAAGCGAGAAACCACCAUUGGUUUGAACGGGCACGCCAUCAAUCUCCAUGCAUACCGAGACAUCGCUAUUGGGAUCAGCCGACGAUUCAUGCGGCCAUCGAGCAUAUUCCCCAAUAAUGCCCAACAGGACAGCCGGGCCGAGGCAUCCCAAGAAGAUGACGAAGAUGGGAUCAAUGCCGAGCAAUGGAUGGGCCAUAUUGCCGAUCUCCAAGCAGCCCAUUCAUCCCAUGUGGCCGGGAUGAUCUAUGGCCGCGGGAUCACCGAGCAGCCCGGUACAACGGCCCACCGGCGAGAGAUGUUUCGGCUCAGCAGCACCGAUUGGCACCGCUUUCUAGGCUUUGUGUCCGCUGAUGACGGAGGGGCCGAGAGCGCAUUAGGGCUCGCGCAGCCUUCGCCAUGGCAAAAGGAAGCUGAGAUGAGCCGUACGGAGCGCCGGUGGCAGCUAGCCCAGGCCGCCAUCGAGCCUGAGAUGCAACGGAUGAUGGGUAACACCGGGCUACGGCUUCGAGGUGUGCAGGCACCGGCAUUAGCUGCCAUUCAACAGGGCCAGAGCCCAGUGGUGGCUGUGAUGCCCACCGGGGGCGGCAAGAGCCUGCUAUUCAUGCUACCCGCGUGGAUCAGCCCCCGAGGGGUAACGGUGGUCGUCGUGCCGUUAAUUGCACUACGGGGGAUCUGGUCCACCGUUGCCGGCAGCUCGGCAUCGCAUGUGUGGAAUGGGAGAGCCGGCGGCCGGCCGAUCAGGCAUCCAUUGUACUGGUCACGCCCGAAUCGGCUAUUACGGAGGACUUUAUGA